Sorex araneus (European shrew) is the source of this 2787-nucleotide messenger RNA. RefSeq names its product solute carrier family 38 member 6 (gene SLC38A6). Bases 93 to 1463 code for a protein of 456 amino acids. The transcript is spliced from 16 exons. NCBI's taxonomy places the organism in Eukaryota, Metazoa, Chordata, Mammalia, Eulipotyphla, Soricidae. The record is from RefSeq and is a predicted model, not a curated record. Gene Ontology annotation, molecular function: L-glutamine transmembrane transporter activity. Gene Ontology annotation, biological process: L-glutamine transport; amino acid transmembrane transport.
GCCGGGUGCUAGCUCCGCCCCUGGCGCGACAGCGGUCGGGAGGGCAGGGAUCGGAGCGCGCAGAUGGACCUGGUAGUCGGCCAGCAGGCAGCAUGGAAGCACCCUGGGGGACCAUCAACGCCGAGCCAGGCUGGUUUGUCUCCGAUCCACAACCCGGAGAGGCGGAGGCGGAAGAGUCGAGCCCGUUGCUAAGCAACGAACCCCACAGACAGGGAUCCCCAGGAGUUUCAUUUGGCUUCUCAGUGUUUAAUUUGAUGAAUGCCAUCAUGGGAAGUGGCAUCCUUGCCUUAGCUUAUGUUAUGGCUAAUACUGGUGUCCUUGGUUUUGGUUUCUUGCUGCUGAUAGUCGCUCUUCUGGCUUCUUACUCAGUUCAUCUCCUUCUCAGUCUGUGUAUUCAAACAGCUGUAACAACUUAUGAAGAUCUUGGGCUAUUUGCAUUUGGAUUUCCUGGAAAGAUGAUGGUUGCAGGCACCAUAAUAAUUCAGAACAUUGGAGCUAUGUCAUCUUAUCUUUUCAUUAUUAAAACGGAACUUCCAGCUGCUAUUUCAGAAUUUUUGUCUGGGGACCAUAGUGGGUCUUGGUAUCUUGAUGGACAAACACUUCUGAUUAUCAUUUGUAUUGGCAUUGUGUUCCCUCUAGCACUUCUUCCUAAAAUAGGCUUUCUUGGCUACACGAGUAGCUUAUCAUUUUUCUUUAUGCUGUUCUUUGCUCUUGUGAUAAUAAUUAAAAAGUGGUCCAUCCCUUGUCCUCUGGCAUUAAAUUUCACAGAGCAAUACUUUCAGAUUUCAAAUGCUACAGAUGAUUGUAAACCAAAGCUCUUUCAUUUUUCCAAAGAGAGUGCUUAUGCUAUUCCAACCAUGGCUUUUUCAUUUCUCUGCCAUACAUCAAUAUUGCCCAUAUACUGUGAACUCCAAAGGCCUUCAAAGAAAAGAAUGCAGAAUGUAGCCAAUACAGCAAUUGCUUUAAGUUUUCUCAUUUAUUUUAUAUCUGCACUUUUUGGGUACCUCACUUUUUAUGACAGAGUGGCAUCAGAAUUACUACAAGGCUACAGUAAAUACUUGCCACAUGAUGUUGUUGUUAUGACUGUGAAGUUAUGCAUACUGUUUGCUGUGCUUUUGACAGUCCCUCUAAUCCACUUCCCUGCAAGGAAAGCCUUAAUGAUGAUGUUUUUCUCCAAUUUUCCAUUUUCAUGGAUUCAUCAUUCUUUGGUUACUCUAGCACUCAAUAUCAUCAUUGUUUUACUUGCAAUAUAUGUUCCUGAUAUUAGGAAUGUAUUUGGGGUAGUUGGUUCUAGUACAUCAACCUGCUUGAUCUUUGUAUUCCCAGGACUAUUCUAUCUUAAACUUAGCACAGAAGAUUUUCUAUCAUGGAAGAAACUUGGGGCUUUUGUUUUGCUCGUCUUUGGAAUUUUGGUUGGGAGUCUGAGCUUAGCACUCAUCAUUUUUAAUUGGAUUAAUAAAUGAAAUAUAUUUUAUCAUGUCCUGUGAAGAAUAAUAUACCUCCAUGUGCAAAUUAAUUCUGGAACAAUUCUGGAAGGCAUGUUAGAUGAAUCCUUUGUGUGGAUGAACAUAUUUGGACACAUUUAGAAAAUGAGAGUGGCUGGGGGAAAGUGGACAUAGCAGUUUUAAUCAAAAUAAACUCACAUGUUUUUAAAUAUAUUAGGUAAAUAUUUCAUCUGUGUGGUUUUUUUAAAAAAUUAGUACCCUACUAUUUUAGGGUAGUUUUAAUGUUUACAGAAAUAUGGAACAGAAGAGUCAGAGUUCCCAUAGUAUUCACCCCAACACACCCCUAGGUCCCCAUAUCAUUAACAUCUUGCAUUUGUGUAGUACAUUUGUUGUAUUUCAUAGGGUAAUAGUGAUUUGUUAUUAUUAACUAAAAUUUGUAGUUUACAAUAGGGUUCCCUUGAUAGAAGCAUUGGUAAUUUUGGAACUUUUUAGGGUCUCUAAAAACUGUGAACCUUGUCCUACAUACUGUAUAAUUGAAUCAUAAUAUGCCGACCUUUCAGACAGGUUCUGUGACUUAGUGAAAUAGGGGACAGCAGGGCUUUGAGUGAAUUCAGGUGUAUAAGUAAAGCCCAAACCAGCUCAAAGCUCAUCAAGUAUUCCUCAGAGACCCAUCAAGGAACAAAGCAACGAAUCCCCGCGUGACACACCCUAGCAACCAACCCUAAAGCAAGACAACUUGAUAAAUUCGUCUGAGCAGCUUUGAAGAAACAAGCUGGUGUGCCCCUCUCUGCAAUCUCGCCUCGGACUCAUCCACUCCUAACAGCUUCCAGUGUACAGUGUUCUUUCCUUUCAUCUUACGGGGUGCACUCUCUUCCUGGGAGUCGUCUGCAUCUCAGCGAGGGGAGUAUAACUUCUCCAUGUGUGGAGAAACCCACGUUCAUCAAGGAAUAUGCGUUCUUCCACUUUUAUUCUUAAAAUAAAGCUAUUUUGCUUCACUGUUGGCCUUCUCCUGCAGUGUUUUUCUGUGAGGCUCGAGACAGGACAUCGGAAUCCCGAGUAGAGGGCGAGGCUUCGUUGUUUGCGUGUUGCAGGAGCCCCCUCGGACUUGUGUGCCCUCACCUCCCCCAGGGAUGGGUGGGCGCCAUGUGCAGAGCAGGGGGCCAGGAGUAGCAGUCACCAGAGACGGUGACUUCCCACCCCCAUACCCUCCCCACAGCAGUGUGUCCUCAGGUUUCUUGUCUUUCUCAGUCCUUGAUUGUGUAUUUCUUGUUAGCAUUGGAUUUCCAUAGCUCAUUGUUUAAUUUAUAAUUUCCUAAUGAUAUCUGGUGUUGCUUUUUUUUUU